CAAACCUUUACAAUGAACAACGACGAAUCUGCACAAAAACCAAUGGAUGAUGAUGAUAAAGUCUGUGGAGAGUGCAAGCUAAAUCCAUGGAAGUACAAAUGCCCAGGAUGUUCAAUUCGAUCAUGUGCUCUUCCUUGUGUGAAAGCUCACAAGAAGCGAACAGGUUGUACCGGAAAAAGAAAACUCACCGACUUCGUUCCCCUCUCCAAGUUCGACGACAAUCUCCUCCUCUCUGACUACAAUAUGUUGGAGGAGACGAAGAGAGUGGCGGAGUCUGCUUUGAGAAGGAGACAUCAGUUAUGUAAGAACCCUUACUUUAACUUACACGGUGGUCUUCGUAGCCUCCGGUUUGCUGCUGCUAACCGAAAAACUAAGCUUUGGUUUCUCCCUGGUGGGAUGUUGAAGAGGGACAAGAACCAGACUCGAUACAAUUCCCGGAAGAAUUGCAUCUCAUGGACAGUUGAGUGGCGGUUUCACUCUACAGAUGUGGUUCUUGUUGAUCAUGGUGUUGGUGAAGAUACAAGCCUUUGCUCUGUGAUAGAGAAUCAUCUUAAGCCAAGCCCUUGGAUUCACAAGCUCAAGCCCUUUUGUGAUGUGGAUCUUGAUUCUCUCAAGCUUUUUAUUCGCAAAUACCCCAAGGGUGUAAAGGUUCCUUUUAAGGAGCUGGACAUCAAGUCUGCCUUGAAGCAACAGCUUGCUCACGUAACUAUCUUAGAGUACCCUGUGAUCCAUGUUUAUCUUCCUUCACAGAGCUAUGACUUUGAAGUUAUCAGAGACUUUGACCGUGAGAAAACAACACCUGACCCUAAAUACUAUAGCCAAACAGAAGGUGCAAUUACGAGAGAAGAGGAAAUAGAAGAAGACAUGGACUCCUUUGAGCCAGAGGUUCUUGAUCUUAUGAAACAAAUAAACUAUAACCCGCGUCAGCAAGUCUCAGAGGACAACAAGGUUGAAGGUUGUGGGGUUACCAAAAAUGCACAUCCUGACGAGAACAUGGAGCUUGAGUUUGAACAAGGGUUAAUAGACACAUACUCUGAUCUUUUCCCUGAGUUGAACCCUGGUGAUUAUUUCAAUUUUGAAUGUGAGUUUGCGAAAGGGUUUGAUUCAGAUUUUAACUGCAAUCUUCAAAGUCUAGCUACUACUGAUUUGAGCAUUGAUGGACUAGAGGAAGGUGAAAUCGCUGAAUGAUGGUCAUCUCCGGUUUAAAAGAAAUAACAGAGGAUAGUACUUUCACUCCAAGUCUCCAACAUUCUUGGUCAUGCCUGAACUGAACUUCCCUUGUUGAAAGCACAUUGGCUAUUGUUUGUAUCAUCCAAAGCUCGAACUAGAUAGCCAAAUCCUUUUGAUUGCAGAACCAGUGGUCAUAAACGUUUUUGGUUUGAGAUCAGAUCAACAGGUCUUUCUGUAGUCUAGUGUGUUUAGUUAUUUGUUACAUUCAAAUAUUAUUUAAUCGAUGUAAGAGAAGGUCUUUGAAACUUUAUGCUUAUUCUCUUCUCCACUUUCUAUAAACAAGUUAGUGUUGAAGACCGUUUGCGUAGUCCAAAGUAACACUCUAACCUUGUAUUCGAUGUAGAGAACAACCAAGAUGUAAC
Molecule: messenger RNA, 1592 nt
Organism: Eruca vesicaria subsp. sativa (arugula)
Lineage: Eukaryota; Viridiplantae; Streptophyta; Magnoliopsida; Brassicales; Brassicaceae
Source: the annotation of a GenBank genome assembly